Molecule: messenger RNA, 933 nt
Organism: Hansenula ciferrii
Lineage: Eukaryota; Fungi; Ascomycota; Saccharomycetes; Phaffomycetales; Wickerhamomycetaceae
Gene: RPN11
Product: proteasome regulatory particle lid subunit RPN11
Exons: 1
Coding region: 1-933 (310 amino acids)
Biological process (GO): proteasome-mediated ubiquitin-dependent protein catabolic process; protein deubiquitination
Cellular component (GO): proteasome regulatory particle, lid subcomplex
Molecular function (GO): metallopeptidase activity; protein binding; proteasome binding
Source: RefSeq, a predicted model, not a curated record
AUGCAAAGAUUACAGAGAUUAUUAGGUCAAACAGGUGGUCUUGGAGGCGCACCACCACAAGAUGGUCCAGUUGUUGAUAAUAAAGAAACUGUUUAUAUUUCUUCAUUAGCUUUAUUAAAAAUGUUAAAACAUGGUAGAGCUGGUGUUCCAAUGGAAGUUAUGGGUUUAAUGCUUGGUGAAUUCGUUGAUGAUUAUACUGUCCAUGUCAUUGAUGUUUUUGCUAUGCCUCAAUCUGGUACUGGUGUUUCUGUUGAAGCUGUUGAUGAUGUUUUCCAAACAAGAAUGAUGGAUAUGUUAAGACAAACUGGUAGAGAUCAAAUGGUUGUUGGUUGGUAUCAUUCUCAUCCAGGGUUUGGUUGUUGGUUAUCAAGUGUUGAUAUAAAUACUCAACAAAGUUUUGAACAAUUAAAUCAAAGAGCUGUUGCUGUGGUUAUUGAUCCUAUACAAUCUGUUAAAGGUAAAGUUGUUAUUGAUGCUUUUAGAUUAAUUAAUGCAAGUAAUCUGAUGUUAGGUAUGGAACCAAGACAAACCACUUCAAAUGUUGGUCAUUUAAAUAAACCUUCAAUUCAAGCUUUAAUUCAUGGUUUGAAUCGUCAUUAUUAUUCAAUGAAUAUUGAUUAUAAAAAAACUCCAUUAGAAACUAACAUGUUAUUAAAUUUACAUAAACAAGAAUGGCAAUCAGGAUUAGUAUUAAAUGAUUAUCAUGAAAAAGAACAUAAAAAUACUCAAUUAACAAAUCAAAUGGUUAAAAUUGCUGAACAAUAUGUUAAAAGAGUCGAGGAAGAGAAAACUUUGGAUGAAGAUCAAUUAAAAACAAGAUAUGUUGGUAAACAAGAUCCAAAGAAACAUCUUUUGGAGACUGCUGAAGGUUUAAUAGAAGAUAAUGUUGUUGGUGUCUUGACUGGAAGUGUUGAUUCUAUAGCAAUUAAAUAA